Aspergillus welwitschiae is the source of this 895-nucleotide messenger RNA. RefSeq lists its product as uncharacterized. The record is from RefSeq and is a predicted model, not a curated record. The coding region runs from base 143 to 400 and encodes 85 amino acids. NCBI's taxonomy places the organism in Eukaryota, Fungi, Ascomycota, Eurotiomycetes, Eurotiales, Aspergillaceae. The transcript has a single exon.
UGUGUGUGUGUGUGUGUGUGUGUGUGUGUGUGUGUGUGUGUGUGUGUGUGUGUGUGUAAUAUAUUGCCAAAGGUAGUACAGCAAUGGCACCACACCUAUUAUUAUCAAGGUCCAGCUUAUUUGCUCUAUAACGAGUUGCGGCAUGUCUAUCUCGAAAACUGCUAUAGCUGUCGAAUGCAGUAAGCAGGUAGUCAAAUAUAUCCGCUCCAACCUGCAAGUCUUCAGCUCUCCUAGAGCGCCGCCAACUCGAAUUGAGCAAGCAAGAUCAAUAACACUGACUAUACUGGAAGCACUAUACAAAUAUCUUCUCAAAAAGCCUGGCUUGUACCUAGACAAGAUAGCAAUAUUCCUCCAGAACAAGUCAUUCAAGUCCCGAAGAUCCUUGCACCUUCACACAUGAAGGUUGUUCCUACAUCGUGAUGGAAAGGAUCAAUAUAAAGACAUAAUCAGCAUUGGCUGGGUCAAUCAAAGCGAAGAAUCCAAGACCAAGCUUCUUACACAAUUGAAGAUCAUGAUCCAGAAAAUGCAGGAACUUCGGCUUCCAGAAGAUAUAGAGGUCUCCUCUGUUAGUAGAGGACCUCUGUUCGAUUGCCGUUCACCAGACGAUUCCCUACAUUUAUGGCCUUUUUCCAGUGUCCAAAGCUUCCAUCAACCACUUACCAGUUGGCAUGGUAUUUGACCCGAGACGACUGAAAUUCAGGACAACACAAUCGUGGUUGGCCUAUCGUAUUGACUUGUGGCGACCUCAGCAGCUUGAAUAUUCUUGUCUGCGGUGAUGAUAUUAUUGGCGUCAUUGACUGGGAAACAGCCGGUUGGUACCCGUCAUACAGGGGAUAUACAACAGCUUGCCAAGUCAACCCCCAGAAUUCUGUAUAGAUCAAAAAACUGACAAAUU